Molecule: messenger RNA, 1219 nt
Organism: Raphanus sativus (radish)
Lineage: Eukaryota; Viridiplantae; Streptophyta; Magnoliopsida; Brassicales; Brassicaceae
Product: putative protein phosphatase 2C-like protein 44
Exons: 4
Biological process (GO): protein dephosphorylation
Cellular component (GO): nucleus; cytosol
Molecular function (GO): protein serine/threonine phosphatase activity
Source: RefSeq, a predicted model, not a curated record
CAACAGGCGUUCCGGUUUGAACGCCUAGUAGAUGGAGAUGGAAGUAGAAGGAAGAGGAAACCAUCUUGGUUGAAUUCGGUUUCUCACGGAUGCUAUACCAUCGACCGGUUAAGCUAUAUCGACCGUUCACCGAGUGCAGAUUCCGUUACCGUACAGAGAGAGCAACAGAGCGAAGAAGAGCGUGAAGUUUGGUUAUUUGCAGUGUCAGAUGCUGGAACCGGAAAAGAGAUUGUCAAGUAUAUGCAGAACCAUCUCUUUGAUAAGCUCCAUUAUAAGCAUGGAGUUUUGAGAAAAUGUAAAGAGAUUAUGAGAAGAGCGUACGUCGAGGAAGAGAGAAGCAGCGGCUCGGCUGCUUCCGUGACGGUGGUGAACGGAGAAAAGCUAGCUACGGCGAGUAUCGGCGGCCAUAGAGUGGUGGUUUGCAAAGACGGUGAGGCUUACCAAAUAGGAGCUAAAUCCUCAACAAGAAAUUGGUCUGAUUUUAUUUUCCCAGUUUGUAAUCAAGGAGAAACAGAUGAUGAAUCAGAUUCAAGAGAUUCAGAGCUUUCUUUGGUUACAGAAAAGAUUAGUUCACAUACAGAGUUUAUCAUCAUUGGUAGCUCUGGGAUUUGGGAGGUGAUGAAGAAUCAAGAAGCUAUUAAUCUAAUCAGACACAUGGAAGAUCCUCAAGAAGCUGCAAAAUGUUUAGCCAACGAAGCUUUAAACAGGAUUAGCAAAAGCGAAAUUUCUUGUAUCGUAAUUAGGUUUACCAACCAAGCGAGGACGGCCUAGUGGUCUUGAAGGAGCUUCGGCCCCAAUACGGACCCGGGUUCGAAUCCCGCUGGCCACUAGGGGUUAAAUUUAAAAUCUGGGCUUCCCCAGCGUCCGGUGACCGAGGCGUACUCCGGCCGAUAAUGUAGGCUGAUACGGACACUCGCCGCUAGUCUGGAUCCACUUCGGUGGAUGCCAGGAUACACCGGGUUAUUCAAAAAAAAAAAAAAAAAGUAAUUAGGUUUACCUAAACCGGUUUUUAACCGGAUAUUCGGUAAAUAUGAAAUUAAAAAAAAAAACAGAACCGUUUUCUUUUUUUUUUAUUACAAAGAAUCAAAUUUAAUCAGUAGCCAAUAGAAUUGCGGCGGUCGUAACAUUUACUUGAAACUCUCUCAACGUUCGACAACGCUUGAAAUCCGGCCGCCGUAUGACCGCCGUGAAGUUUCUUCAGAGGGCUAAAACCGGCGAG